Oryzias melastigma (Indian medaka) is the source of this 6115-nucleotide messenger RNA. RefSeq names its product titin. The coding region runs from base 556 to 6030 and encodes 1824 amino acids. Lineage: Eukaryota; Metazoa; Chordata; Actinopteri; Beloniformes; Adrianichthyidae. The transcript has a single exon. The record is from RefSeq and is a predicted model, not a curated record.
GACGCUCCUUCCGGGUCCUGAACUGAAGCGGGAAAGUGUCUCCAGACCUUCGACGUUUCCUCCAAACAUCUCCGCCUCCUGACCGCGUCACGCGGGCAUUUUACAAUCAAUCGAAACCAUUUUUUAUCGAUAGUGAUCGGUAGAGUCCAGAGACAGAUUCCGCCUGUUGGCGCCGCUUCCGCUUCUGCGCAGAAGCGUCCCGCCGUCGAACUGCGGCGCUGAAGAGGAGCCGCCAGUGCGCAUGCGCGGAUUUGAAGCCGCUCGUAAAUCGUCAUUUGUGACGCAUUAUUACGCAGCAAUAACACGCAGCACGUAAUACGACGUCCAAAAUAUGACAUCAGAACGACUCUUAUCUAUGAAAUAUUAUGUCAUAUUCCAGAUUAACUAUCGACAUGAGGCUGUAUGACAUCAUCACCAGACCCCUGAAAAACCCUUGAGCUUCAACGGACUAACUAUCGAAGCAACACAAACAGCAGAAGCUGAAAACUUUAACCCACAGCAGAAGCUGAAAACUUUAACCCCACGCAAGUAAAACUACCAAAACAACAUUUGAAAAUGUCUGUCAAUGAUGUGUUGAUCAGUCAGAUUGAAACCAUUGGUAACAAUCUGUCCGACAUGAAGGACUUGAAGACCACCCACAAGAGUCUGAAGAAGCAGAGAAAAGCUGCUGCUCAGAAAAACAAGGAGCUGGUCAAAACUCUGAAGACUUUGAACAAAGAAGUCCAAAAACAGAGGAAAAUCCAGGAGAAGUGUGACGCAGAAAAACAGAUAAUCAAUGAUUUCUCUGAAAGCUUCAGAGAAAUCAGAGAGGAAAUGGUCACUCUGGAAUCCAAACGUUGGAUCCCAGAAGAGCUGAAACUGGAGCACGAAAGGGUGAAAAACCAAAGAAAAAACAUGGAAAAGAUUUCUGCAGUCCUAAAAAAUGAGCUGCAGAAGUUACAAAGGAAAGUCGCCCGCCAAACACACCUGGAAAUCGAUUAUAAACUAGAGUUUAAUCAUUUCCACGCCUUGGAAGAGGAGACAAGAGAUCUCAAAGAGAAAGUCAUGGAGCUGCAGAAAGAAAUCUCCGAACGAGACCAGAUGAGAGAAGAGUACCCCACAAUGGUUAAAGAAAAAUACCGUUUGGAGGAACUCAAAAAAGAGUUGCAGUCGGAAAUUUCAGAGCUGGAAGAGCAACCGAACGGUGCAGAGGAACUCACCGCCCUGCAUCACUAUCUUUCCAAACAGCUGCAGGAACUCAGAGAAGAAACUCAAGAGCUGCAGAAAAGACGAGAUGAAGUCGGAAAGUCUCUUCAGGAAGUAAAAGAAGUGGAGUCUGCAUGUGAAAUGCUCAAGGCAAAAACAAAGAAAGCAGUUCAGAUGAACUCUGAUCUCUCAAAGGAAAUCAGAAAACUGCAAGAUGAAAUCAGUAGUUUUCAUGAUUUGAAGGACAGACUCAUCGCUGCCAAAGAGGAAAGUGACAGAAAGAAGGAGGAAACGGUCUCUCUUCAAAGAAAAAUCAGAGAUUUAAACAUCCAGAUUCAAGAUUUCCAGCAACAAACUGGCAUUCUUAGUCAGGAACUUAAAAAUCUGCAAAACCAAAGUCAGACGAGAGACCAAAUGAAGGAGAGCUAUUCCACAAUGAUGGAUGACAUCUUCCGCAUGCAGAACCUCCAGUUAAGUCUGGAAUCUGAGAUCACAGAUCUAAAAGUUCAAGAAAUUGAAGCUAAGGAAUGGAUCGAAGAGUACGACCAGCAGAAGGCUAAAGCAGAUCUCCUUAAAAAGGAGACCCAAGACCUCCAGAAAACUAAGGAGGAUCUGACCAAGUCCAUCAACCACCUGAAAGAUCUGGAAUCUGCAUGUCAGGACAUAAAAGCAGAAAAAGAGACAACGGUCAGAAGAAACAUGGAUCUCACCUUGACAGUCACCAAACUCCAAGAAGAAAUCAAUGGUUUUGAUGAUGUGCAGGGCAAAAUGAGUGCAGCACAGUUGGAAUGUGAUGCUGUUAAGAAAGACACCAAACAUCUUGAGCAGACAAUCCAAGGUUUACAAGAUCAGAUUAAAAAUUUCCAGCAGAAAACGGACAUUCUUAAUCUGGAACUUGAAAACCUGAGAAAUCAACGUCAGACAAGAGACCAAAUGAGGGAGAACUAUUCCACAAUGAAGGAUGACAUCUUCCGCAUGCAGAACCUCCAGGUGGAUCUGGAAACUGAAGUCAAAUGUCUAAAAAUUAAGGAAAUUGAAGCUCAAGAAUGGGUUAAACAGUUCAACCAGCAGAAGGCUAAAGCAGAUCUCCUUAGAAAGGAGACCCAAGACCUCCAGAAAACUAAGGAGGAUCUGACAGAGUCCAUCAACAGCCUUUGCUUGAUCCAAGAAAAAGAGGAAACAGCGACCACAACAAGCCUCCAGGAGAUUUCAUCUGCUCCUUCAGAACUUGAAAAUAGUUUUGUCAAAGAAGCGGAAGAUACCGGGAACACGGAAGAAAAAGUCUCCGUCAAAGACGUUCAAGUGGUGGAAAAUUCUGACUCCUCAUUGGCUGAUAAGGAGGAUGAGAAGGAUGAGGAGAAAGUCACUUUAGUUGAAGACUUCUGGAGUGACAUUUCAGAUGAUGAGGAGGUUGAAGAGGUUGAUUCUGAUGAAGAGACCCAGGAAUCUUCAGAUGAUGAAGAGGAUGAAGAGGUUGAUUCUGAUGAAGAGACCCAGGAAUCUUCAGAUGAUGAAGAGGAUGAAGAGGUUGAUUCUGAUGAAGAGACCCAGGAAUCUUCAGAUGAUGAAGAGGAUGAAGAGGUUGAUUCUGAUGAAGAGACCCAGGAAUCUUCAGAUGAUGAAGAGGAUGAAGAGGUUGAUUCUGAUGAAGAGGCCCAGGAAUCUUCAGAGGAUGAAGAGGUUGAUUCUGAUGAAGAGGUCCAGGAAUCUUCAGAGGAUGAAGAGGUUGAAGAGGUUGAUUCUGAUGAAGAGCCCCAGGAAUCUCCAGAUAAUAAGGGAGAUGAAGAGGUUGAUUCUGAUGAAAAGACCAAGAAUCCUUCAGCUGACGAGGAGGAUGAGAAGGAUGAGGAGAAAGUCACUUUAGUUGAAGACUUCUGGAGUGACAUUUCAGAUGAUGAGGAGGUUGAAGAGGUUGAUUCUGAUGAAGAGACCCAGGAAUCCUCAGAUGAUGAAGAGGAUGAAGAGGUUGAUUCUGAUGAAGAGACCCAGGAAUCUUCAGAUGAUGAAGAGGAUGAAGAGGUUGAUUCUGAUGAAGAGACCCAGGAAUCUUCAGAUGAUGAAGAGGAUGAAGAGGUUGAUUCUGAUGAAGAGACCCAGGAAUCUUCAGAUGAUGAAGAGGAUGAAGAGGUUGAUUCUGAUGAAGAGACCCAGGAAUCUUCAGAUGAUGAAGAGGAUGAAGAGGUUGAUUCUGAUGAAGAGACCCAGGAAUCUUCAGAUGAUGAAGAGGAUGAAGAGGUUGAUUCUGAUGAAGAGACCCAGGAAUCUUCAGAUGAUGAAGAGGAUGAAGAGGUUGAUUCUGAUGAAGAGACCCAGGAAUCUUCAGAUGAUGAAGAGGAUGAAGAGGUUGAUUCUGAUGAAGAGACCCAGGAAUCUUCAGAUGAUGAAGAGGAUGAAGAGGUUGAUUCUGAUGAAGAGACCCAGGAAUCUUCAGAUGAUGAAGAGGAUGAAGAGGUUGAUUCUGAUGAAGAGACCCAGGAAUCUUCAGAUGAUGAAGAGGAUGAAGAGGUUGAUUCUGAUGAAGAGACCCAGGAAUCUUCAGAUGAUGAAGAGGAUGAAGAGGUUGAUUCUGAUGAAGAGACCCAGGAAUCUUCAGAUGAUGAAGAGGAUGAAGAGGUUGAUUCUGAUGAAGAGACCCAGGAAUCUUCAGAUGAUGAAGAGGAUGAAGAGGUUGAUUCUGAUGAAGAGACCCAGGAAUCUUCAGAUGAUGAAGAGGAUGAAGAGGUUGAUUCUGAUGAAGAGGCCCAGGAAUCUUCAGAGGAUGAAGAGGUUGAUUCUGAUGAAGAGGUCCAGGAAUCUUCAGAGGAUGAAGAGGUUGAAGAGGUUGAUUCUGAUGAAGAGCCCCAGGAAUCUCCAGAUAAUAAGGGAGAUGAAGAGGUUGAUUCUGAUGAAAAGACCAAGAAUCCUUCAGAUGACGAGGAGGAUGAGAAGGAUGAGGAGAAAGUCACUUUAGUUGAAGACUUCUGGAGUGACAUUUCAGAUGAUGAGGAGGUUGAAGAGGUUGAUUCUGAUGAAGAGGCCCAGGAAUCUUCAGAGGAUGAAGAGGUUGAUUCUGAUGAAGAGGUCCAGGAAUCUUCAGAGGAUGAAGAGGUUGAAGAGGUUGAUUCUGAUGAAGAGCCCCAGGAAUCUCCAGAUAAUAAGGGAGAUGAAGAGGUUGAUUCUGAUGAAAAGACCAAGAAUCCUUCAGCUGACGAGGAGGAUGAGAAGGAUGAGGAGAAAGUCACUUUAGUUGAAGACUUCUGGAGUGACAUUUCAGAUGAUGAGGAGGUUGAAGAGGUUGAUUCUGAUGAAGAGACCCAGGAAUCUUCAGAUGAUGAAGAGGAUGAAGAGGUUGAUUCUGAUGAAGAGGCCCAGGAAUCUUCAGAGGAUGAAGAGGUUGAUUCUGAUGAAGAGGUCCAGGAAUCUUCAGAGGAUGAAGAGGUUGAAGAGGUUGAUUCUGAUGAAGAGCCCCAGGAAUCUCCAGAUAAUAAGGGAGAUGAAGAGGUUGAUUCUGAUGAAAAGACCAAGAAUCCUUCAGCUGACGAGGAGGAGGAGAAGGAUGAGGAGAAAGUCACUUUAGUUGAAGACUUCUGGAGUGACAUUUCAGAUGAUGAGGAGGUUGAAGAGGUUGAUUCUGAUGAAGAGACCCAGGAAUCCUCAGAUGAUGAAGAGGAUGAAGAGGUUGAUUCUGAUGAAGAGACCCAGGAAUCUUCAGAUGAUGAAGAGGAUGAAGAGGUUGAUUCUGAUGAAGAGACCCAGGAAUCUUCAGAUGAUGAAGAGGAUGAAGAGGUUGAUUCUGAUGAAGAGACCCAGGAAUCUUCAGAUGAUGAGGAGGAUGAAGAGGUUGAUUCUGAUGAAGAGACCCAGGAAUCUUCAGAAGAUGAAGAGGAUGAAGAGGUUGAUUCUGAUGAAGAGGCCCAGGAAUCUUCAGAGGAUGAAGAGGUUGAUUCUGAUGAAGAGGUCCAGGAAUCUUCAGAGGAUGAAGAGGUUGAAGAGGUUGAUUCUGAUGAAGAGCCCCAGGAAUCUCCAGAUAAUAAGGGAGAUGAAGAGGUUGAUUCUGAUGAAAAGACCAAGAAUCCUUCAGCUGACGAGGAGGAUGAGAAGGAUGAGGAGAAAGUCACUUUAGUUGAAGACUUCUGGAGUGACAUUUCAGAUGAUGAGGAGGUUGAAGAGGUUGAUUCUGAUGAAGAGACCCAGGAAUCCUCAGAUGAUGAAGAGGAUGAAGAGGUUGAUUCUGAUGAAGAGACCCAGGAAUCUUCAGAUGAUGAAGAGGAUGAAGAGGUUGAUUCUGAUGAAGAGACCCAGGAAUCUUCAGAUGAUGAAGAGGAUGAAGAGGUUGAUUCUGAUGAAGAGACCCAGGAAUCUUCAGAUGAUGAGGAGGAUGAAGAGGUUGAUUCUGAUGAAGAGACCCAGGAAUCUUCAGAGGAUGAAGAGGUUGAUUCUGAUGAAGAGGCCCAGGAAUCUUCAGAGGAUGAAGAGGUUGAAGAGGUUGAUUCUGAUGAAGAGCCCCAGGAAUCUCCAGAUAAUAAGGGAGAUGAAGAGGUUGAUUCUGAUGAAAAGACCAAGAAUCCUUCAGCUGACGAGGAGGAUGAGAAGGAUGAGGAGAAAGUCACUUUAGUUGAAGACUUCUGGAGUGACAUUUCAGAUGAUGAGGAGGUUGAAGAGGUUGAAAAGGCUGAUUCUGAUGAAGAGAUUCUGUCCUUGAACCCCCAAAAAGAAUCAGACCUCCUCAAAGAGCUCAAGGAUGUGAAAGGUUCUGAUAUCUUGAAGACCUUGGGACAGUUGUGGAAGAGACCAAGCCAAGAGGCAGAGAAAGCUAGGAAAGGUUGGUCUAGUUUCUCAACUAAAACCAGUAGGAAAAAUCUUUAGUUAGAAAAAGAUAAAAUUAGAAAAGUAGGAAAAAACUUUAGUUAGAAAAAGAUAAAAUUAGAAAAGUAGGAAAAAACUUUAGUUA